Messenger RNA from Cyphellophora europaea CBS 101466, 927 nucleotides. RefSeq lists its product as uncharacterized. The transcript has 2 exons. Gene Ontology annotation, molecular function: endonuclease activity; nucleic acid binding. NCBI's taxonomy places the organism in Eukaryota, Fungi, Ascomycota, Eurotiomycetes, Chaetothyriales, Cyphellophoraceae. The record is from RefSeq and is a predicted model, not a curated record. The coding region runs from base 1 to 927 and encodes 308 amino acids. Gene Ontology annotation, biological process: DNA catabolic process.
AUGAAUCUUCCCAACCUAGCUCCGCUGCUACUUUGCACUCUUGCCAUCUGUAACUCUGCUCUCGCGUGGGGCAACCUCGGUCAUCGCACGGUCGCCUACCUCGCCAGUCUCUACCUGACCCCGGAAGCCACCACCUUCACCAACCACCUCCUCAACGGCCAAGACAUCAGCGAAGCCGCUCUCUUCCCAGACAAGAUCGCCCACAUCCCCAGCUUCGCCUACACACGGGGCUGGCACUACAUCGACGCCAACGACGACCCGCCCCGCACCUGCGGCAUCAACAUGACGCGCGACUGCCCGUCCGCCGCGCCUGAGGGCUGCGUCGUCUCCGCCAUCGCCAACCACACCGCGCGCGUCAUGGACACCGAUUUGACCCGCUUCUUCCGCGGCCAGAGUUUGCGCUUCGUGCUGCACUUCGUCGGCGACAUCCACCAGCCGCUGCACACGGAGAAGGAGGAUCGGGGGGGCAAUGGUAUCGAGGUGGUGUUUGAGGGGAAGCGCACGAAUCUACAUAGUGUGUGGGACACGCUGAUUCCGAAUAAGUAUCGAAAGAGGGAGGAGUGGGGUGGAGGAGGGAGGGAUAGUGAGGAGGAAGCGGCGUUUUUGUGGGCGCAGGAGUUGCAUGCUUCGGACGAGGAUCAGGGUGGAUUGGACGGCGAGUGUGCGGAUGAUGCGGCGGCGUGUGCGCUGGAGUGGGCUGGCGAGGCCAACACGUAUGUGUGUCGCUAUGUGCUGAAGGAUGAUGUGGAGGGUGUUCAGGGCAUGGAUCUGGCUGGUGGCUACUAUGAUGGGGCGACGGACAUUGUGGAUCGCAUGAUCAGGAAAGGUGGGAGACGGCUGGCUCGAUGGAUCAAUCUGAUGGCAGAAGCUGAUGCAAAGGUUGGUGAGAGUCGGGAGGAUGAAUCUCUGGUGGUGCAGGACCUGUGA